Molecule: messenger RNA, 2472 nt
Organism: Parathielavia appendiculata
Lineage: Eukaryota; Fungi; Ascomycota; Sordariomycetes; Sordariales; Chaetomiaceae
Product: ubiquitinyl hydrolase
Exons: 4
Coding region: 1-2331 (776 amino acids)
Biological process (GO): protein deubiquitination
Cellular component (GO): cytosol; nucleus
Molecular function (GO): zinc ion binding; protein binding; cysteine-type deubiquitinase activity
Source: RefSeq, a predicted model, not a curated record
AUGGCAUGCACGCACAUUUCAGCAGCGAACCUGGCCAAGCCGACGCCCGCCGAUUCGGUAUAUCGCGAGGACUGCACCCAGUGCUUCGACUCCAUCGAUGACCCCGCCGGGCUGGAUGUCUGCCUCAAGUGCUUCAACGGCGGCUGCGCCGGCGACCGCAACCAUGCCAAGCUACAUAGCACCGCCCGGAAGCACCCUCUCGUUCUCAACAUCCGCCGCACCCGUAAGAGAGUCGUCCGAGAUGAGCCGCCGCUGAAGAUGUCCAAGCUUGCCAUCGCCGCCGAGACCGAAGCCGACCGCUACGACACGGCGCUCACUGUCAAGUGCCUCGAGUGCGGCAUCGACGAUAUUGACAGGAGCGACCCUACCAUUGCGGCGACCGUGGACGCAAUCAUGAAGGCAAACACAUUCUCGCGCAAAGAGGAGGUCAAGGCGUGGGAGCAGGAGUUGACGAGCUGCGAACACAUUUUUACGCUCCAACAAGGGGAGCCCCGACCGAUCGAGUCACAGGAUUUGGGCCACUGCUCCAAGUGCGACCUCAAGGAAAACCUGUGGCUCUGCCUGGAAUGCGGUAACCUCGGCUGUGGGCGGGCGCAGUUUGGCGGAGUGGGCGGCAAUUCCCACGCUCUCGCGCAUUCCCAGGAGUCCGGCCAUGGCGUGGCUGUCAAGCUGGGGUCCAUCACCCCAGAGGGGAACGCCGAUGUCUACUGCUACACCUGCGACGAGGAACGGGUCGACGAGGACCUCGGUGCCCAUCUUGCGAACUGGGGCAUUAUCCUGGCGGAGAGGCAAAAGACGGAGAAGAGCCUGACCGAGAUGCAGAUCGAGCAGAACCUGCGGUGGGAGUUCUCGAUGACAACAGAGGACGGCAAGGAGCUGACUCCGCUAUUUGGACCGGGGCUGACGGGCCUCAAAAACCUUGGGAACAGCUGCUACCUCAAUAGCAUUGUUCAAUGCCUCUUCGACAUCCCCUCCUUCCAGCAACGGUAUGGUGGCGGGGUAGAGAACCCCCCUGACGUAUCUAAUCCUGCAGAGGAUUUUGAGACUCAGCUGCUCAAGUUGGGCGAUGGCCUACUGUCUGGCCGGUACUCCAAGCCCGACUCAGACGUGAUUGUCUCGGAGCACUCGCCCGAGGCACCCCACCAGAAAGGUCUCCAGCCCUCGAUGCUGAAGCACCUCAUCGGAAGAGGCCAUGCCGAGUUCUCGACCAUGCGCCAACAAGAUGCCUUCGAGUUUCUGCAGCAUCUCAUCAAGCUCAUCACGCGGUUCAAGCAUCCAGCAGGACUCAGCGACCCCACUCAGGCAAUGCGCUUUGUCAUGGAGCAGCGGCUGCAGUGCUUGGGAUGCAAAAAGGUGCGCUACAGCAGCACCGAGCAGGACAGCAUCUUCAUCGACAUACCCUUGGAAAAGCUUCCGGUCGAGGAUGGCCAGGAGCCCAAGUACAAGCCCGUCAACUUGAAGGAGUGUCUGGACAAUUUGACUGCACCCGAGACGGUGGAGCUGACUUGCUCAGCUUGCGGCAGCAAGGAGGGGUUUUCCAAGCGCCAGCUUUUCAAGACAUUCCCUGACGUCCUCGUCGUCAACGCGCAAAAGAUGGCCGUUGUGAACUGGGUUCCUAUCAAGGUCGAUGUCCCCGUCCUGGUCGGAGACGAGCCGUUUCCUCUGGAUUCGUAUCUCUCCAAGGGCCAGCAACCAGAAGAGGACGUCUUGCCGGAAGAAGCGGCUGCAGCAACGACCCCCGUGUUUGUGCCGAACCCGGAGGCGCUCGCAGUCCUGGAGGGCAUGGGGUUCCCGAGAGUGCGCUGUGAGAAGGCUUUGCACGCGACCGGCAACAGCAACGCGGACGCGGCAAUGGAGUGGCUGUUUGGACACAUGGAUGAUCCGGAUAUCGAUACGCCGGUCAACCUUGCUGGGGGCGACACCUACACGGCAGAUCCGGAGAAGCUUGCUAUGCUGGAGUCGAUGGGCCUUUGCGGACCUCGCGCGACUAAGGCGCUCAAAGAGACUAACGGGGAUGUCGAGAGGGCGAUUGAGUGGCUGUUCAGUCACACCGAUGACGAGGGCGGAGUUGAGGAGGCGGCUGAUGUGGGCAAGAACGCGGACAAGAAUGGGGAGGCAGGGAGCAGCACGCUGCCGGCAAACUUUCAACUGCAGUCAAUUGCGUGCCACAAGGGAACGAGUAUCCAUACGGGGCACUACGUGGCGUUCAUCCGCAAGAAGCUUGGCGACGAGGUCUCGUGGGUGCUGUUUAACGACGAGAAAGUGGUCAAGGUGGUGGACGUGGAGGCGAUGAAGAAGUUUGCCUACAUCUACUUUUUCAAACGGGUUUAGCAUGGCAUGGUGUUCGCAUUUGCUGGUCAUGGGGGCACGCGGCAACUGUAGAGGAGGUCGUUUUCAUGUUGUAUGGAAAGCCCAUAGAAAAAUAGAUGCCCGAACGUGUCAUCUGCGGCACCCGGGAAGAUUCAUCCCAGG